Molecule: messenger RNA, 1128 nt
Organism: Fusarium tjaetaba
Lineage: Eukaryota; Fungi; Ascomycota; Sordariomycetes; Hypocreales; Nectriaceae
Product: Fusaric acid biosynthesis 9
Exons: 7
Coding region: 1-1128 (375 amino acids)
Molecular function (GO): FMN binding; oxidoreductase activity
Source: RefSeq, a predicted model, not a curated record
AUGUCUGACGCUACAUCCUCCAAGCUGCAAAUCUUCUCUAUCCAGGACCUCAAGCAGGCCGCAUCGGACAAGAUGUCUCAGAUGUACAGAGACUACUACAACGGCGGGGCCAUGGAUAACAUCACUCUCGCGAGUAAUGAGGCUGCGUUUGACCGGUACUUGCUUCGUCCUCGCGUUCUCCGUAAUGUUUCAAACAUUGACAUGACUACUACCCUCUGGGGCACCAAGGCAGCGCUGCCUCUCGGUGUUUCUCCGUCGGCGAUGCAUCGUCUUGCGCAUGCUGAUGGAGAGGUUGGAACGUCCAAAGCUUGUGCUGCACGCCACGUACCCAUGAUUCUGUCAGCUCUGUCGAACGAUACCCUUGAGGAUGUAUCUGGACAGAGUUCGGAUGGAUCGACGCCCUAUGCUAUUCAGGUUAGCCCGUUUAAGAAUCGGCAGAUCACCACCAACUUGCUCAACCGUGCCAAAGCUGCCGGGUAUAAAGCUGUCGUAUUAACAGUGGACGCUCCCAUGUUUGGAAGGAGAUUGGACGAUCUUCGAAAUGGUUUCAGUGUCCCCCCGGGAUUUAGCUUUCCCAACCUGAGUGCUCAGACUCAGUCUGGGUCUGGCGGACUGGGUGGCGGCAUUCCUGACCUCUCUUUCGACACAGGUGCUACGUGGGAAGAGAAGAUUGCAUGGAUGAAGAGCCAGACUGACCUUGAGCUUUGGGUCAAGGGAGUUACAUCUCCACUAGACGCCCAGAUUGCCAUAGAGCAGGGCGUUGAUGGUAUCAUCAUCUCCAACCACGGAGGUCGACAGCUAGAUACUACCCCAGCAACAAUCGACAUCCUACGUGAGAUUGCACCUAUUGCCAAGGGCAAGACGCGCAUUGCCAUCGAUGGUGGCUUCCGACGUGGCUCUGAUAUCUUCAAGGCUAUUGCACUUGGUGCAGAUUUUGUCUUUGUCGGCAGAAUCGCCAUCUGGGGCCUUGCUUAUGACGGCUCCAACGGUGUUGGUCUGGCUCUUGACCUGCUGAUCAACGAGUUUAAGCUGUGUAUGGGACUUGCUGGAUGUAGCAAGAUUAGCGAUAUUACCCCGGCUCAUCUGUCCCUCUUGAACGCAAAAGGCGUCUUGGAGGGUGUGUACUAG